GAAGUGUCCCAAAAAUAGUUAAAACCAUAUGACAAAAUGUCAAAAAAUGCAUGACCCUGACUUCAGAUGUCUACAAAAAUGUAUACAGAAACUAUGAAAAUAAAUAAAAUAUAAAAUGAACUUACAAACAUUGUUUCAAGAUUUUAAUCCAAGCAAGUUCGUUGUACACACUUGUCUUUUAGUGUUUACAAUUCUAUUUUCAUUAAAAUUAGAUAACUACGUAUCCUGGUCAUUCUGGACCGUUUUUACACCGAUUUGGGUGUGGAAAGUUUUAGUUAUAACUGGAGCGACUGUAGGGAGCUAUGUCUGGUGGAGAUAUCCACAUUUCAGAUUAGAAGGUGAAGCUUAUAUUCAUUAUAAGUCAAUGUUAAUAUCUCUAGCAUUGCACUUGAUAUUAUUGAUGUUUGAGCUGUUAGUAUGUGACAAACUUGAGUCAUCAAGACAUUUGUGGAUUUUGGUAUUUAUUCCUUUAAUUUUUAUAUCAAUUGUUAGUAUAGCAGUCUGUAUAUGGGCCGUGAAGCACGACAGAUCAUUCGAACUCGAACUAUUUUGUGCUGUCAAUGUAUUACAAUUUAUCUUUCUUGCCUUAAGAUUGGAUGGGUUUAUAUCGUGGUCUUGGGAGGUCGUUUUUGUUCCAUUGUGGAUUGUUAUGUGUCUUUCUCUGGUUGGGGUUUUAUACACCAUAAUAUUCGCUGCCAUUUUAUUAAGAACUCCGGAAGUUAGUGCCCAACAAAGAAGAAGCAGUGUUCAUUCUGCUGUGGGUUACACUUUUUUGGUGAUACCAAUUCUAGUUUUUCAGGUUUUGUUAGCAGACAAACUAGAUGAUGAUAUUCGUUUAUCUUAUACAGCAGUUGUUAGCCCCCUUUUCAUAUCUUUUAUUACACUUAUAUUAAUGUCUUUCAGUGCCAAAGGUGGAAAUAAAUGGUGGUUUGGCAUGCGGAAAGAUUUUUGUUCCUUUGUAUUAGGUGCUUGUCCGUUACUACAAGAAUACGCUAAUAUAGCUUAUCACAGCGAGCGACGCACAAACGGCGUAGAAUUGGAAUCUCAACCGGACUUUAAGGAAAAAAUUGUGAAAAGGGCCGAUUUGAUGAAACCAAUUGUACCAAUUAUUUCUAUAGAGAUACCAGACUGAAUUAAUGUAAUUUUAUUAUAGGAUAUUAUUAAAAUAUGCUCGUUUGAAAUACGAGGAAUAUGAAGAGGUGAGAUGAUCUUAUGAGUGGAUUCACUCGUAAAAAGUCUUCUUCUCUCGAUAUUUAUAUUUUAAAUUUCAUCAUGUACAAACAUUUUUAAAUAUAUAUUAUUUUUAGGUUAUUUAUAUUAGAUUACAAAUUUGGGUCGAGUAACUCGAUCAUAUUUUGAUUUUUUUUAUAUACAGUAUCUGCUUGGUAUAAUAACAUAUUAUCAUUUCUGCCAAUUUUUAAACGAACAAAAAAUUUCUUUAUUCUAUAUGUGGUAGUUUGAGGUUAUGUUUCGAAACUUUUUUCUGUGAAAUUGAAUUGAACAAAGAAAAUAUCAAUUUUUAUUCAAAAAAACGAAUUUAUUUAAUUUUUGGGAUGCCCUUGUAACAGAUCAUAGUACAAAGGUGUGGGCGGACGUUGAAGCCGUUGAGCACAUAGGCCUUCAGACAGGCCCGUCAUGCCCUGCUUGAUGAUCAGGCGCCUUGGCUUGAACCCUUUGAUGCUAUUAGGCAGGUUGUGGAGUUUGCCCAGGUGUUUAAACCGCAGGGCACUCACAGAUAACGUGGUCUGCAAUUUCGUCCUCCUCCAUGCACCAGCGGCACUCUGGAUCAUCCGUGAUGCCCAUGGUGUAAAGGUGACGUCUUAGACAGCAGUGUCCGGUCACUAGUCUGAUUUCGCGCCUAUUUAGCUGGAGCAGUUGUUUGGUGAGAGACGAACGACGGGGUCUGUUGAGAGACGCGAUGACAGCGCUUUUGGCCACACCAAGAAGGGGUUCUGGGCCCAUUGGUGGGUUCGCCGAACCCAGUCUGGCGAGUGAAUCCGCUUCGUCGUUGCCUUUGUUAUACCCUUAUAAUAUAAUUUUUAUUAUUUAAAACAAUGGUCAUGAUGUUUGGGCAUAAAUAAUGACACUUUAUAUCGAAUAAUAUAUAUAUAUAUAUAUAUAUAUAUAUAUAUAUAUAUAUAUAUAUAUAUAUAUAUAUAUAUAUACAAUGUGCAGACAUUUUAGGCGGCCCAUAGCCUAAGAUCAAUAUCAUUGGUGCAUAAUUGUUUUAUUAGUAAUUAUUAUGUUAUUAAUUACAUCGACGAUAUAAAUUAAUCGAAGUGAAGGAAAUGCAAUAAAAACUAAAGUGAUAUAGUACAAAUGAUUUCAAUUAAUAGAUUGUUUGAACUGAGGAAUUUUUGGAUUUAUAUGUUGGAUAAAACUCAACAAAACUGCAUUUUUACAAAAAAAAAUAGUUUGAAUUUCAGUGGGAAAUGAGAAAAACUAUUAUAUGAAUUGGACAUUACCCACCUGCUACUUUCCAUUACUGUCUAAACAUUGAUUUCAAGUAACCUGAUGUAGAGCAUAAAAAGAAGGGAAUAACCAACAUCUUCCAGUAGAAGUUGUUUUAACUAAGGAAUUUUUCAAUUUGGAAUGUUGAUAAACAUUAACGAAACUGCCUUUUUGAGAAAAAAAAAUAGUUUUUACUUCCAGUACCAAAUAAGAAAGUUUGUUUUUUGAAUUGGGCGUAACUACCCUUGUCUUCCCUAUUUUCCAGACAUUUAUAUGAACGGCCUAGUAGAAAUUGUUUUAACUUGAUUGCCUAUAGAUUUCAACAAAACUGCCUUAUUGAUAAAUAAAUUCAAUAAAAAACAAUUUUGGUACACGUUAUGGCCUCAUCUAUUCUGAAAUAAUGAAUUAACCCGCUGCGGUAUUGAAAAAAUUGAAUUAAUUAGCUGUCGUAGAGUAGUGUUUAAUUCUUCUUUAACCGCUAUAAUCAGCUCCUAAUGAGUGGGUUAGGUCUUCCAAGUAUUAUUCUUCCACCAGUGCUCAAUCUGAUUCAUAUUCGUUGAGUUUGCUGACCAAUCUCUAGUCUUUGCACAGUUACUUUCUCCAACAAAUAAAAUAUUAUUAUUAUCAAAUAAAUUACAGUUUAUAUGGGACAUAAAAAAGGUAAGUUUCACCAAAUUUCGUGAUAAAAAAUUAUUUCUUUGUAAAAGAUAAAAGUUAAAAACCAAAAACUUGGUUUUUUUGAAUUUUCUACAUAAAUUUUGAGGUUAUGUGAAAAAAGUGGAAAUAAGAAAGUUGUAGAUCUUUUUGUCACCUACAACUUUAUUCCAUAAGUCUUGUUUUUCCGCCCAAAAUCGAGAUAAAUCGUUUUUUAUCUUUAAAAACUCACCCCUUCAACCCUGCCUACUCGAGCUUGGACGAUCUCCAUUUUGUCAUGCUAAUUAUAUAAUUUAUAUAGUUAUUAAUUGUUUUUAAAAAUUGUGCCAAUCUAUUAAGUUUACAUAAGAUUUUUGAGUAUUUUGUACUUAUUUCAGUGUUCGUAAUAAAAUAAUUGUUUCAG
Messenger RNA from Diorhabda sublineata, 3508 nucleotides. Its product is annotated as transmembrane protein 185B. NCBI's taxonomy places the organism in Eukaryota, Metazoa, Arthropoda, Insecta, Coleoptera, Chrysomelidae. The transcript has 7 exons. The record is from RefSeq and is a predicted model, not a curated record. The coding region runs from base 116 to 1132 and encodes 338 amino acids.